AUGACAAGAACCUGCAGAGACUGGGAUUACGCAUCCAAUCAUGCUUCUGACCCGGAUGGUCGUAUCAUUAUUAUCUGGAAACACCCUGCUUCAGUUACUCUACUCCAUCAAACUCGCCAGUCUCUCACCUGUGAGAUAAGCAUCGGGAGCAGCCACAAAUUCACAUUCACUGCCAUCUAUGCGGCGAACACCUCUCCUGAGAGAUCUGACCUCUGGGUAGAUCUUCUAAACCUCCAGCAAACACUAAGCCUAGACUCGACCCCAUGGGUUAUGGGAGGAGAUUUCAACCAGAUUAACCAUUUCUCAGAGCACUCCUUACCAGGAGUAAAUUGUUUUGAUACCCCCAUGCUUGAAUUCAGAGGCACCCUAGCUGAUCUUGGGUUAUUUGAUCUCAGAUAUAAUGGCCCUGUCUUCACUUGGACCAAUAAAUGCCCAGCCCUCCCCAUCGCCAAAAAACUAGACCGCUUCCUCGUUAACCAUAGCUGGAUCUCAUCUUUUUCCCAAAGCCAAGCCUCCUUUCUACCUCCUGAAAUCUCAGACCACUGUCCUGGCCUCCUUAACCUAGCUGUCCACCUCCCAACCUCCGGAACCAAGCCAUUUAAGUUCUACAACUACCUAACCAAGCACCCUCUCUUCUACCAGACAGUCCACGCUGCUUGGAAUCAGGCCGGAGGCAUUGCUUGGGAUCUUUCUCAUCUUUGUGUGAAACUGAAAAUAAUAAAGAGAGAUCUUAAAAAGCUAAAUAGAGACAAUUUUUCUAAUAUCCAAGAGAGAGUUAGAGAGGCUAACACUUUGCUUAAUGUUGCGCAGGUAAAAGCACUAAACGACCCAACCAGUGCGAACUUUAGAGAGGAAAAAGAACUACUUGAACGCUGGAAACUUCCUCAGAGCCAUUGA
Molecule: messenger RNA, 897 nt
Organism: Brassica rapa (field mustard)
Lineage: Eukaryota; Viridiplantae; Streptophyta; Magnoliopsida; Brassicales; Brassicaceae
Molecular function (GO): catalytic activity
Source: RefSeq, a predicted model, not a curated record